AUGAGCACAACUGAGGGAACCUCAAGGCCUAACGCUCAACACUAACUCUUACUCAACAGCUAGAAAAUCAAUAUCAGCCCUAUGAUGGAUGAUGAAGUAGGAUUAGAUUAAAAAGCAAAGUCUGAAAACAUCAAAAAUAUUUUUGAGAAUAGAGGGUAUAUCUCAGCUUUUGUAAUUCUGGGUCUUUUUUACUUCUUCGACGUUUUUAUUGGGAUGUUCAUGCUAUACAGAGAGUAUGAUCAAGAUGGACCAUUUAGAUAUGCUUAGAGAGAAAACGAUUAUGUUUUAACUGAUCGUCCUUACGAUAUUAUCGAGCUUAUUCUUCUUGGAAUACUCGUAAUUGAAAUUAUAAUAAAAGCUAUUUUCACUACAAAAUCUCAAUCCAAGGUUGGAGUCGGGAAAAGAGAGGUAGCAUUAGAUACGAUUCUAACAUUAUUGGCAGUAGCCUUGUAUAUUAUAGAGAUAUUCUGUACCACACCUAUUAUCAUAGGUUUCAUCAGGUUCAGAUGUAUGCUUAAGUUUCCAUUCAUUUACCAAUUGCUAAUAUCUAACUGCACAAAAAAGAAUAACGUCGUGCCUAUCAAACUCCCUAAGGAAAAUUUCAAAAGCUAUAAGGAAAAAGUAGUUUACAUUUUGCAAUCAUUCAAUGAAAAUCUUGAAAAUCCGAGAGAAUUAAACUGGUGCCUACAUGUCAUUAAGAAUGAUUUCUUGUAAAUUUCAAAUAGUCUGAUAGCUAAUCCACCAAAUGGUAUUACUUCAAGGAGAUUUUCAAAAACUCAGAAGUUUUUGACUUAUGACUAAGGUUUAGAAUCGAACGUAAUCAAUACUUGGAUUUCAAACUUGCUAACAACUAAUGGAGGAACCUCUAAAAUUCAUGAUAAUGUUAGUUCCAAUGAUCUUUUAGUUGAUCCUAGAUAAACUGGAAAUCCAUUAUCAGACUAUUCUUAGAAGGAUAUUCUUGAAUUUGAAGAUCAUAUUAAUAGCAAUCAUUUCAAUGCUUUUGACUUGCACAAAGUCUCAAAAAAUAACUCACUGUAUUUCAUGCUACAAUAUACUUGCUAAAAAUACGACUAUACAAAUAACAUUAGAUUUGAUCCAAUUAAAUACCAAACCUUCAGUUUGAAACUUUAGGCUGCCUAUAGACCUAAUAACCCAUAUCACACAGCUAUUCAUGCAGCUGAUGUCGUUUAAAACGUUUAUUAUUAUCUUAUUGGCAUUGGAGGAAACGCUCAUGAAAUAUGUAAAUUUACAGUUCUCGAAAUUGCAAGUCUAUUGAUUUCAGCAGCUGCUCAUGACAUUGAUCAUCCAGGGAACAAUAACGUAUUUGAGCAGAAGACUAGAUCUAAGCUUGCUACUCUGUACAAUGACUAGGCCAUUUUAGAAAAUCAUCAUGCAGCAAGCUUCUUUUUCCUAAUAGAAGGAGAUGAUUCUUGUAACAUAUUUGAAAAUCUUAGCAAAGCAGAAAUGACCACUGUUCGAAAAUAUAUUGUUGAUAAUAUUCUUUACACAGACAUGACAAAGCAUUUCAUAUUUACCGGAGAAAUAAAAGGUCUACCAAACAAAGAAGAUUUCAAUCCUUCUGAUGCAAAGUAUAAGCCAGACAUAAUGAAGGCUUUAGUUCAUGCUGCCGAUGUAGGAAAUCCAGCAAGACCUUUCGAAAUUUGUAAAAUUUGGGCAUUCAAAAUUAUCUCUGAAUUUUUCGCUUAAGGUGACAAAGAAAGAGAAUUAGGCCUAGAAAUAUCUAUGCUAUGUGAUAGAUGGACUGUAAAUGUUGGUUAAAGUCAGACAGGCUUCAUUGACUUCGUUAUUGUUCCUUACUUUGACGCAUUAGCAAAAAUUUUACCUCAGAUGGAUUAUGCAACAAUUCAAUUAAGGCAGAACAAAGAGUAAUGGGUAAAAACAGUGGAUGAAUAUGAGAAGCAGAAAAAAGCAAAUGGUAAUGAAUCAUUAUGA
Stylonychia lemnae is the source of this 1953-nucleotide messenger RNA. The record is from the annotation of a GenBank genome assembly. Lineage: Eukaryota; Ciliophora; Spirotrichea; Sporadotrichida; Oxytrichidae.